CCGAGCUCUAGCGUUCACGUGUUAUUUUACAUAUAUAUCAUAUCGAGGCCGCGAGGAAAACAUGAAUUCAUUUACAGUGUUUGCUAUACUGGUGCAUGCUGUUCUCGUCGUCACCGUGUAUGGUCAAUACGGGGGCUAUGACGACGACGGGAGCGGAGUGAGCAAAUGGAAUAAGAAAGGGCAUGGUGACGACUAUUACCAUUACAACCACAAUCAGAAGCACAAUUCAUACGGAGCAAAAGCGGACUACGGUGGAAAGGGAGAAAUUCAUCUGAAUGGAAAGAAGUCAAAGAACUGGGGCAAGGGAAAAUUUCACUUCAGCAAAGGAAAAGGCACGUACAAUUACGAUAACUAUCACAAGGAUAAAGGAGGGCAAAAGAAAUAUUAUGAUAAUGGCUAUAAGGCACAUUAUGGCGGCAAAGGAAACUUUUAUGGAAAGGGAGCGUACAAUAGCUGGAAUAAGCACGCCGACAUGCACUACAAUAAAUACUUCCAUUAAGUGUUUAAGCAUAGCUCAAGAUAUCGUAGACCAGCGACCAGCUGCUUUUCUAUAGAGUAAAUAAGUCGAGCUCUAAUAUAUAUUUGUGAUGGGAAAGAGGCAGAUGUAAUGGUAAACAAUCGAGAAUUAAAUAGUAAGAUAAAGCAGAGAAUAAAGGGGUGUAGAGAGAGGAUGAAAGAGAGAUAGAGAGAGCGAAAACGAGAGAAUAAGAGGGAGGGGGAGAGCGAGAGCAAGAAAGAGGAGAAGGAGAGGUUGUGAGAAACUUGUCAUUAUUGGUCGUGUUAAUAAGUAUAACUAUAACGUCAACGUAACUAUGCUAAAACUAGUUGAAUAUCAUUAUUGUACGUCAUCAUCGUGUCAAAAUCUUUGUCGUAAGAGACCAUUGUAAUGCAAUUCAUUCAAUGUUGUGCUCAACUUUCUUUGUUAUUGUUAUACAAAUAAACGUUGCAAUC
Molecule: messenger RNA, 951 nt
Organism: Priapulus caudatus
Lineage: Eukaryota; Metazoa; Priapulida; Priapulimorpha; Priapulimorphida; Priapulidae
Exons: 4
Coding region: 62-499 (145 amino acids)
Source: RefSeq, a predicted model, not a curated record